Caenorhabditis elegans is the source of this 976-nucleotide messenger RNA. RefSeq names its product F-box domain-containing protein (gene F56A8.4). Lineage: Eukaryota; Metazoa; Nematoda; Chromadorea; Rhabditida; Rhabditidae. The record is from RefSeq and is marked reviewed. The transcript has 3 exons. Bases 33 to 908 code for a protein of 291 amino acids.
ACUGACAGUACAUGUAACACUCGAUUUUCGCGAUGGAUCUCCUCAGGUUGCCCUAUUUGGGGCAACAAAAAAUUCUUCAAUUAGCGGAUCCCGCUUCAGUCGUAAACUUCGCUCUAUCGUCAGAAGAAUGUGCACGGAUCGUGAAAACCAUCAACUUAUACGUUGAAGACUUGCGGCUCGUCAUCUCCGGAGAAUCGUGUAGAAUUGAGCUCAAAUUUUUCUAUCAUCAGAAAAAGUUCUCCUGGGCUUUCAUGCCGUCGCAAACUUCACGGAUAGUAAAGUACUACAGAAAUAAAACAAUUUCCGAGACGAUGUUUCCGUAUGAAAGGAUGAUGUUGGCUGCAGAUUUUGUAACGAAGGUCAUCAGAUUUCCAGUUUCUAGUGUCUCAGGCAAUGGUGAAACUUGGAGAAUGCAGGAAUUAGUGAAUUCAAGAUUAAUAAAGCAAGUCGACAAGGUUCAAUUGACGAACACGUUUAUUGCUAAUCCAUGUCGAUUUGAAUUAAAGGAAUUGGAAGUUCUUCUUAUCAAUCAGUGCAAUUGGUUCACUACUAGUUCUUUGGAAGCUUGGAACCCAAAAUACCUAAAAAUCAAGACACCAUACUUUUCAAGUUGGAUGACUAAUCUAUUUAUUCAAGAUUGCUGCAACUUAGAUAAAAACGGGAAACUAAGAAGGAUUGUAUUCUAUGGGAAAUACAAUAAAGUCCAGAUUUUGGAAGAUUUAAACUCGAAAAGAUUCGAAAAAGGCAGACGACAAGAAAUCUACCCAGGACCUAAGCCGCUUGACUGCAAACUCGGAUACGAUAUCGAGCGUAAGGACGGCCUUCUGUCUACAAUUGUUUUUGGACGAGAACGAAUUGAUUUUGUUUUCUGGCAUGAAAGGUUUCCAGGAGACAAUUAUGAGUUUUGAUCUAUUUUAUAAAUUUAAUUUUAUGGUGCUUUUAUCGUGAUCUCAUGUGAAUAAAUAAUCUUUUUAUU